Molecule: messenger RNA, 624 nt
Organism: Thalassophryne amazonica
Lineage: Eukaryota; Metazoa; Chordata; Actinopteri; Batrachoidiformes; Batrachoididae
Product: histone H2A-like
Exons: 1
Coding region: 68-454 (128 amino acids)
Cellular component (GO): nucleosome
Molecular function (GO): structural constituent of chromatin; protein heterodimerization activity; DNA binding
Source: RefSeq, a predicted model, not a curated record
CAUUACGUAAGGUCUGAACGUGGCGCUGCUGUUUUCUUUGUGUUAGCAGUUUCACUGUGCAACCGCUAUGUCUGGACGAGGGAAAACCGGAGGCAAAGCCCGAGCAAAGGCCAAAUCCCGCUCCUCCAGAGCCGGGCUCCAAUUUCCGGUGGGGCGCGUCCACCGACUGCUGCGCAAAGGUAACUACGCGGAGCGCGUCGGCGCCGGGGCUCCGGUCUAUCUGGCGGCCGUGCUGGAGUAUCUGACCGCUGAGAUCCUGGAGCUGGCCGGAAACGCGGCCAGGGACAACAAGAAGACGCGCAUCAUCCCGCGACACCUCCAGCUGGCCGUGCGCAACGACGAGGAGCUGAACAAGCUGCUGGGAGGAGUGACCAUCGCGCAGGGAGGAGUGCUGCCCAACAUCCAGGCCGUGCUGCUGCCCAAAAAGACCGAGAAACCGGCCAAGAGCAAGUAGAGACCGGACUGCUCACAUCGGAACCAGCCGCCUUGUAGUACUCGUUUUCUUUUUUUGGGGGGGGGGGGGGGGGGUUAAAAAUCUUUUCAAAUAUUUGGACAGUGUUUAGUGUUUGUACAGUGAACACUUUUUUCCUGUUAUUGUUGUGUUCCUGAAAAUGGAGGUGCACU